Lingula anatina is the source of this 1869-nucleotide messenger RNA. RefSeq lists its product as uncharacterized. NCBI's taxonomy places the organism in Eukaryota, Metazoa, Brachiopoda, Lingulata, Lingulida, Lingulidae. The record is from RefSeq and is a predicted model, not a curated record.
CCCACCGAUAACCUUGGAAUUUCCACUGCUGUAUAAAUGACAACAACGUCAUCUGUGGUGAGGGAGUAGUUCAUCAAAUGUUUAAGCAUAAUGGCGGAAUUAAAUACAUCAAGCCGUGGUCAGUCCAGCGGCAGAUCGGUCCUUGUCCUUGGUAUCCCUCCAUCUGUGACAAAGGUGAGGCUUACCAUACAUUUCCAGAAGAGGGUCUUCGGAGGCGGUGACGUGGAGACCGUCGUGUUCCCAUUUGAUAAGACGAUGCCCGAUGGUGCUAUUGUGACUUUCCAAAAAGAACAAGUUUUAGAAACCGUCUUCAAAUAUCCCCAUCGUUUGUUAGAUGCAGAAUUGACUGUGGUACCUUUACCUCAGAUUUUCUCAACCGUCGAAGCGACUGUCGGCCUGAGUGUAACGCAACUGUUUUCAACGGUGGGAGAGCUGAAAUCGUAUUUCAGAAACCUUUCAGAUGAGUUUAACGUACAAACCAAAUACACCACUGAAGUCGACCAGAAAGUCAUCCUUGAAGGCACCGUGUACAAUAUACAAAAGGCCCAUCGUUCCCUCUUUCUUGAGUACGCGAAGCGUUCACAAAAUGUAAAACCAGAGAACGCCAAUACGGGGGCAAGCACUUCGGAUCAUGGGGCUGUACUGUCCAGAAACAUUAACGGUACCAAAACUGGGCAAAAACCAACUUGUUCUGAUUCAGAAGUGUUUUCGAUGAACAUAAGGGACCUAGAAAUCACUUCCUCUAAGGAGCCAGCGUUGGGCCUUGAGGCGAGUCAGCAACCAGAGAUAUCACGUGAUCAGUACGCAGGGAAGAAUGUAACACGUUCGGUUCCUGAAGAGGACACCAGUAUUGUCAGUAUUGUCCAACCACCACGACAUAGCCGACGGUUUGUCAAAACAGAAAACACUGGUGAGCGUUCACACACCCCAGCGGCUCAUGGUGUUUUGUCAAAUUGGUCAGCUGGGGAGAGGACACAAAUUAUGCUUAACAUGCCUGAACACCGAUAUGGAGCCAACGAAAGUCAACCUAACAUUGCUAAUCAGAGUGACCCCAGCAAAAUGACACUUUCGUGCUCAGGACAGUCAUCUGAAGCGUCAGCAGUUGAACAUUGCGAGACCAAAGAAUUGCAGAACGAAAAAUGUGAUUUCGCCCUAGAUAAAGCGGUGCACAAUCCCAGCAACAUAGAAGAAGACGAGGUAAACCAUUCCGUUUCAUUUGACGCCGAGGCGACACGACUAAAUUCAAACAUCAUGGGAGAAGUACCUUCACUUCGAGACCUUCUCCAGACUUUAAAAGAAUGUAGCAGUUCUGCAAACUCGGCAAUUGUGGAAGAAAAAUGGCACACGGAUGAACCAAGCUCCGAUUCCAUAUUACAGGAUUUGCUUAGAUUGGAUGGUCACCCUAACCCCGAUCAGAAUGCAAAGGGGGACUAAGAUGGCGCAUUGUUACCCGCUUAACUAGUUCCGUUAUGUCUUAUGGAUGAGAAGGGUGUUAUUUAAAUCAAAGUAAAACGAUUUUAAAUAUUAUGUGGCUAAUAUCAGACUUGUUUUUAACAUUAAAUUCCAUUUCUUGCACUGCUACUUUUGAAUUCUGACCAGUAGCUACAGGAGUUUGAUGGGAAAGGGGUCGGUAUGGAAAAUUGGUGCUUUUCAUUAAUAUUAAGCCAAAGAGGCUGAAGUGUUUGAAAUACACUGCGAUCAGUUUUGCUUUGAAGGAAGAGAGAGAUAAAACUUUAUUCUAUCAAAAUGAAGCAUUUGAUUGAUAAUAAUGUACGACUGCAUCAAAAGCACAUGAAAUUGAUAACUGUCAAGAUAAAUCAUCGAUAAAUAAGGUCCUGCACGAAGGCUUAUGACUGAGAGAAGUGAUUA